UAGAGGGGGACGCUGUGUGCGCAGUGCGCACGCAGACUUCCCUUCCCCCCUGCGCCGUCAGGCCGGGGCGGGACAUUUAAAAAAAAAUAAUAGUAAAAAAUAAAAAAAAUCACGGCAAAAUCCAGCGGCACCACGGGCAGUGCUGAACGGCACACACGUGUGCCGCGGCACCGCGGUUGGGAAUCACUGCUAUAUACUGACCCCCAUAUAUAUGAAUGUAUACUAUAUACUGACCACAUAUAUAUGAAUGUAUACUAUAUACUGACCCCCGUAUAUAUGAAUGUAUACUAUAUACUGACCCCCAUAUAUGAAUGUAUAUUAUAUACUGACCCCCAUAUAUAUGAAUGUAUACUAUAUACUGACCCCAUAUAUAUGAAUGUAUAUUAUAUACUGAAACCCCAUAUAUAUGAAUGUAUACUGUAUACUGACCCCCAUAUAUAUGAAUGUAUACUAUAUACUGACCCCCGUAUAUAUGAAUGUAUACUAUAUACUGACCCCCAUAUAUGAAUGUAUAUUAUAUACUGACCACAUAUAUAUGAAUGUAUACUAUAUACUGACCCCCGUAUAUAUGAAUGUAUACUAUAUACUGACCCCCAUAUAUGAAUGUAUAUUAUAUACUGACCCCUAUAUAUGUGAAUGUAUACUAUAUACUGACCACAUAUAUAUGAAUGUAUACUAUAUACUGACCCCAUAUAUAUGAAUGUAUACUAUAUACUAACCCCCAUAUAUGAAUGUAUACUAUAUACUGACCCCCAUAUAUAUGAAUGUAUACUUUAUACUGACCCCAUAUAUAUGAAUGUAUACUAUAUACUGACCCCCAUAUAUAUGAAUGUAUACUAUAUACUGACCCCCAUAUAUAUGAAUGUUUACUAUAUACUGACCACACAUAUGAAUGUAUACUAUAUACUGACCCCCAUAUAUAUGAAUGUAUACUAUAUACUGACCCCCAUAUAUAUGAAUGUAUACUAUAUACUGACCCCCAUAUAUGAAUGUAUACUAUAUACUGACCACACAUAUGAAUGUAUACUAUAUACUGACCCCCAUAUAUAUGAAUGUAUACUAUAUAUUGACCACAUAUAUGAAUGUUUACUAUAUACUUAGCAACCAAUCAGAUCGCUUCUUUCAUUUUUGAAUAGGCCUCUGAAAAAUGAAAGAAGCAAUUUGAUUGGUUGCUAUGGGCAACUCAGCAGCUUUUCCAGGAAAGUAAAGUUUAACCACAACACUGUAACACUGUCCACCCUGGGACUCGAACCAGUGACUGUUUCCCAUCCCACUGUACUGCCGAGACGGUCCUGCUUAUCUUACAUGCAGUGAGAUCCCCAUAGACCACAAUUAGCCUAUUGGUUUUAUUGGGCAAAAAAUCAGAGUUGAUGCACUAGUCACAGUUCUCUAUACCAUUAAUGAAGGGAGGGCUCAAUAUUCGCAAAUUUGCGCAUAUGCGCAAAAAUUUUCACAUAUGCGCAAAAAAAGCGAAUAUUCGUAAUUAUGAAUAUAUAGUGCUAUAUUUGCAAUAUUCGCAAAUUCGCGAAUAUGCUAUAUUCGCGAUUAAAAUUUGAAUUGCGAAUAUUCGUGAGCAACACUAGUCGCUGCAAAUACAGUGAAGGAGUUUAAACAUGCAUGGGAUAGGCAUAAGGCUAUCCUUCAUAUAAGAUAGGGCCAGGGACUAUUGAUAGGAUUCAGAUUAUUGGGCAGACUAGAUGGGCCAAUUGGUUCUUAUCUGCCGACACAUUCUAUGUUUCUAUACUGUAUGGAUAUCAGAAAAAUGGUUCCAAGCUCUUAUUUCUUUAUUAAAUUCACUACUUUGGGGCAGGAAAGCACGAGAAUGAAAUAUGUUUCUUUAACGUUAGCUGAGCACGAUGGGGGUUGGGCACUUUUUUUUUUUUUAGGUACUUUUUAGCACUAAAAUUGCAGACUAUUAUGAGAAGGAGGGAAAAUGUAGUCCUAUUUUUUCUCUCUAAGGGUAUGUUCACACUACGGAAUUCCCGCGGAAAUCCACGGGCGGAAUUCCGCAAGCCGAAUUCCACGGGCGGAACUCCGAGAGCCGAAUUCCGCGGUGUGAACUUAACAUUAAUGUGAAUGGGUUUCCGCGAGAGCCGUUCACACUGCGGAAUUUCAGCGCCACUGAAAUUGUUCCGCCCAAAGAAAGAACAUGUUCAUUCUUUGCACGGAAGUCCGCGAGCACUGCAUAGCUGUCAAUAGUGACGGCUCAGUGCCGCCCGGUCCUACCGCCACCGCCGGCUGCCAGUCUGAAUCUUCGCUCACUGAAUUCAGCGAGCGGAGAUUCCAUUCACACACUGUAGUGUGAACAUACCCUAAUGGGUCGUUAUAAGGAUAUUUUUGAGAUUUUGGAAGCUGGGAUACUAACUACACCCAUGCAUAUCUAGAUAAUUAAGUAUGGGAGGAACUUAAAAAAUGUUUAAAAUCACAUGGAGAUUUGACUUUACUUCAUUAUGGUCAAAUAAAGCACUUAAAGAAUUCCUUAAAAUUAAAGAUUCACUCUCAAUCAAUUAUACGCUUUAGGUCAAAUAAAGUCGUUUGAAGAGAUAGCCCAUAAGUGUGUGGGGGGAAGACAAUCAGAAACAUUGUUUUUAACAAAUAAGUAACACAGAUCAUAAACCAAUAAAAGGAGAGAUUGGAGAUUUCAGGGAUUCUAUAUAUAAGAAAAGUUUAAUUAGACUAUUUCCUUAUGCGAAGUUGCUGUCUCGGCAUGCUGGGAGUUGUGGUUCUGCAGCGGUUGGGGGUUCACAGCUUGAAGACCACUGCUAUAGAGGGUGCAAAUGUAUCUGAGCCCUGGAACUCAAAUAAUGUGAAAUAUGAGAUGAUCAAAAUGGAGCCCCUGCACUAAUUACUUGGGUUCUGAGGUCUGUAAGGUCCAUAGUAAAAACAUCAGGUUCUGUCUAUAGCAGAUACUAAAUCAUGGCAGCUCAAAGAAACAAGCAGUCAUUCUGACAUGUCACAUGUGAUGUCAUAGACAGCUGGAGGCCUGACAUUCCACUGACAGCCGCCCGAGCCUUCAGUCAGUUCCAGUGCGAUUAGUGAGAUUAGCGUCUUCUUCUUCUACUUGUCUGAAAUGGAGCUAAAAGGACUGGGGUUCGUCCCCCUCCUGUUGGCGUUUUGGUGUGCGGUCUGGCUUGCCACCAGCUACAUCAUGACGGUCGUCCUCGGCCAUGCAGCCUCGCCACUGAUGAGCAUCAGUGACGUGGGAAAUGUCUUUCCCGAAAGCAUAUUAUUCAGAAUUGGAUUUAUAGGGACGUCCAUUGGCACUUUGGUACUAACCUUUCUUAUUUAUAAGUAUAUGGUUAUGCAUACUGAAGAGUUCAGGGGUCAUCAGGUCCUGAUCCAGAGGAUCCUGCUGGCCAUUGUGUGGGCCUCCUGUUUUUCCACAGCUGUUAUGCAUGUAUUGUCCCCCGAAGAAUAUCCCAGGAUACACUUUGUCAGCACGAUAAUUUCCAUUACAUGUGAAGCCUUAUACUACCUUGGGCAGUCCAUCCAGAUGUAUAAAUUACCAGGAGCAAAAAAAGUCAUCCACCAUAGUAGAUGCACCUGCUGUGGCCUGACUUUUGUCUGUGUAGUUUUCUAUUUUGGAUAUGAAACAUUAAAGGAAUUAUUCCAUAAUGAUGAAGACUGGGACGAGAUCCGUGAAAUCCCCAUCAUAAUCAUCGAGUGGGUGAUGCUUCUACUGAUCCUGAUAAACAUCGUGACCUAUUAUUCCACCAUGCAGAGGUUAUUGUUGACCGUCUCCAGAAACAGCUGCACACUCUCUCUUAGAGUAAAAAUUGAUGACUUCGGGGUGUAGACCACCACGGGGGCCAUCAAGUGGACUUCUGGGAGAGAUACUGCACAGGACACGGAAAACAUCUAAAGAAGAAUAACUGGGGGACUACAUAUGGUGCCAGUAAUCAUGACACAA
Messenger RNA from Hyla sarda, 3910 nucleotides. RefSeq lists its product as uncharacterized. The transcript has 2 exons. The coding region runs from base 3071 to 3796 and encodes 241 amino acids. The record is from RefSeq and is a predicted model, not a curated record. NCBI's taxonomy places the organism in Eukaryota, Metazoa, Chordata, Amphibia, Anura, Hylidae.